Nicotiana tabacum (common tobacco) is the source of this 333-nucleotide messenger RNA. The record is from RefSeq and is a predicted model, not a curated record. NCBI's taxonomy places the organism in Eukaryota, Viridiplantae, Streptophyta, Magnoliopsida, Solanales, Solanaceae.
GAGGCGAGACAGAAGGUAGCGUAUGUGAAGUUGGCAGGGAGCACAAGCAAGGAGGAGAGUAGAGCGAAUAGAGAGAGGUACAAGGUGGCGAGGAAGGAGGCAAAGCUGGCGGUCACGGAGGCUAAGAAUGCAGCAUUUGGUCAUCUGUACAAGGAAUUGAGGGAAAAAGGCAAGGACAGGAAGUUGUUUUGGCUCGCUAAAGCAAGGGAGAGGAAGGAACGGGAUCUGUACCAAGUAAGUUGCAUCAAAGACGAGGAUGGUAGAGUAUUGAUGGGAGAGUCCCAGAUUAAGGAGAGAUUGCAGACGUACUUCCAUGGUCUUCUAAACAAAUAG